GGUAAGCGUUUUAAUUUUCUGCAACGCGCGUUAAAGGAGCUGUCUGUGGUAUUCGUAUGAAAGCUUCUUCUUAUAGUUAUACACUGCGCUUAUAUUUUAUUCUGUCGUCUAUGUACGCAGCCAGAGGCUUAAAAUGUAGCGUUACGAGGAAGAGGUGGGCGUACUUCCACACCAACCUGAGCUUCCUGAACCGAAGCCGAGCUCGGUAACUCAAAACCUGCAGUUGUAACUUACCAGAGGACGUCGAAGGUAACAGCGACGCCAGACCGGCCGCCCUUCCUCAACCAUUCGGGGAAGCUUUCGGUCACGACUCCGUCGAUCGCCGCGAUGUCUCUGGUCGAUCAGAGCCAGCAGUCGUUCCCCACCAGCGUGCAGGUAACGGUGCACCAGGCUCGGAACCUUCGCCCGAAGGGGAAGAAUGGCACCAACGACGCCUACGCCAUCAUCCAGGUGGCCAAAGACAAGUUUUCCACAUCGGUGGCCGAGAAGAGCACCGCACCGAUGUGGAAAGAGGAGGCUUCGUUCGGCCUGCCGCUCUUCCACCCGGGGAACGUCGACCGCUGCACGCUGUACGUCGUUGUCAUGCACCGAGUCCAGGCCGGACUCGACAAGUUCCUGGGCCAAGCCGUCGUCAACCUCGUGGAACUGCACGAAAACAAGGCUCGCCAAAGGCCAGAUUGGUUCCCGUUAGUGGACAAGAGCGGAAAAGCGGACAAGUUGCGAGGCGACGUGCUGCUCGGCAUCACCUUCAUGAGGAACAACAUGUCAGCGAGCAUGGUGGACCUUUCUAUGCACGACAAGCCUCGUUCCCGCAUCUCCAAGUUCAAAGACAAAGUCCGCCUGAAGAAAAAGGACAGCUUCUCGGACUCUGGCUCUGCUAUGAGCCAGGUCCUGACAGACAGCGAGGGAGACCACGAUUCGCUCUCCCCCAACCAAACUGCAAAGGAGAAGAAAAAAAACAAGCUCAAGAACCUCUUUGCACCUAAAUCCAACUUGCAGCGGAACACCUCACAGUCCAUGUCGACUUUAGUGAGUCUUCCUAGGAAGAACUCAUCCCUUAGCGGCAGCCGCUCAUCUGGCAUCAAUGUAGAAACUCCUGAAGUCAAGAAGAAAUUCAAAUUUCUUGGACACAAGCGCAGCGGUAGCUCUGACAGCAAGAUGUCUCUGGGUCCAUUAUCGUUACUGGGCCGCUCCAAGCACAGCAACAGUGACAUAAACAACCCCAGCGUUAACGGCAGACAUGUGAAUGCAGACGAGACAGAUGCCAGGAGCGGCUCUACUCUCAGUCUGAACAGCUCCGGCCAAGGUUCUAUGGAGAAUGUACAACAACACGCCACCAGUGUCUUGCCAGACAGGCACACGCCAGGGCCUUUGUUUAGGUCCGAGACUAGAGAUAGGCUUGUGAUGGAACAGCAGCGUCGACAAGAGGAAGAGGAAAGAAGGCAGAUUGAAGCUAUGAGAUUGCAGGAGGAAGAGGAGAGGCUUAAGAAAUUGCAGGAGGAUGAAUAUGACAGGAACAGGCGCUUUCUUGAAGAUGAGGCGAGAAGAGAGAAACACUGGGAGGAAGAGGAAGAAGAACACAGAAGGCUGGAAGCAACAGAGGAUGAGGAGCGCCGUAAACUGGAGGAGGUGACUCAAAAAAACGAAGAGCAGAAAAGUCAGGAGGAGGCUUCCAUGAGCGAAAGGCUCUCAUCUCUGUUUGGAAUCAUACGAAGGAAGGAGGGAAAAAAGGAGGAGGCACUGCAACACCCCGAAGAAGGGACCACACAAGCUUCUCACUAUGACGUGAGAGAUCAGCAAGUCUUGAGGGCCACCAAUUCGUUUGAGAAUGUUUCGCUGAGCUCGAGCACUCAAUUUAACAGCAGUGAAAGUCCAGCCGAUGAGCAGAAAUCCAGUCUUAACCCACAAACCUCGUCGGCCAUGCUCUUCCUAAACCGCACCGCAAGAGUGUCCACAGUUAAACCGAGAUUGAGUCAUUCUCUGGAAUCUGAAUCCUCUGAGCACCUGCAAUCUGAAUACUCUGAGCCUCAAACCUCCAGUGCUCCAGUGGACCAGCAGUGGUCUUCCCCAGGCGCCUCUGAAUCUACCCUCCCUAGUGUACCGUAUGACUCUCCCGAUACUUUCUCCUACCUUCAUUCAUCAUUGGCUCCCCUCAGAUUAAGGGAAACUCCGCCUGGUUCCCCUUGUAAAAGUCUGCCUGCUUCUCCUCUUAAAAGUCUGCCUGGUUCUCCUUGUCAAAGUCCGCCUGGUUCUCCUCUUAAAAGUCUGCCUGGUUCUCCUUGUCAAAGUCUGCCUGGUUCCCCUUCUAACAGCAUAGACGUUUCAUCUUCACCCACAAUGGCUGAUAAAAUGGCAAGAGCCCCCUUGCCACCGUUGUAUCCCAUAUAUGAGGCCCACACUGGCGGAACCCAAGAGGUGCAAAGCUCAAGCCACACAAAUGGAUCUCAGCAAGACAAAAAACUCUCUCUUCCACUUCCUGAUUAUGAAACCCUAUUUCCCCAGAAGAGACAUGGGGUACAGGGGACCACUCGAUGGGAUCAUAUCAUUGCUGAAGUCAAUCAAAGACGCAUGGACAGUACACCAGAACUUACAGGUCCAGAGAUGAGUGUGGAUGGUCCAGAGGACCUAGGCGAGACUAGACCUUCAUUUUCAGGGGAGAGCCCUGUUGUGGGAUAUUUUCAAACGCAUCAGCAGGAAAACAGACGUCGGUCGUCCAAAAAAGUGGCAGCCCCUCCUCCACCUAUGCAAGUGUCAACUAUGCACAGCCAGUCAAUGUCAGAUUCCGGUCAAAGAGAGAGCCAGAACUUCGGCUGGGUCGAUGAGUCUCUCACAAGGUCUCUUCCCUCAGUAACCGCAGGAAUGCUAAAUAUGAACAAAACUACAAGUGAGAGUCUCCAAGAGAUCUCUCUAGAUGAAUCAAAGAAUGCUUUGCAACAGUCCUUUCUACCAGCACGUGGGACCAUAUCAACUAGCCAAAUGGACUGGGAUUCGGGAACGCCUGCUGAGCAGACAAAACAUCCAGAGACUUCUGACAUCCACGUUCCCACUGCGAGACCGAGACAAAGGUCGGUCAUUAAAGAGCCAACGGAACAAGAGUAUUUUGGAGCCACACCAGCUUUUGCUGAUCUGCACAUGAGCGGCAACAUCCAAAAAACACCCAGUUUCAGUAUGAGCGAAAUGGACAAAAAUGGCAAACAGGGGACGGAAGGUAAUUCUGAGUUUCAACCAUAUCCCAGCACGGACCUUCUUUCUAGAUAUAUGGAGGUGCCAGAAAAACCACCCAGAACAUCAGAGGACCUUUAUUCCAGGGUACUACAAACGGAACAAAAACCUGAAAACUCUGGAAUGACGGGAGAUGAUCUCGAUCAAAUUUUCAAUGACGAGAAACCGGUUGAUCCCUUCUCAAGUUUGAAUGGCUAUGAGACAAGCAAAAUGGAGGAUGAAUUCAGGCAAAUCAGUCCAGUUUUCCAAAGACAAAAUUCAUCGAGACGACUGUCGUCACCUCCUUCGAGAAGUAACUCACAGAAGGCUUUAAAGUUUCACCAAGAAUCUUCGGAUGAAGAAAAAACUACUAGAACUCAAAGGGAUGAUGUCAUUGAGUCCAUCACACAAAGGCAUCCAGCUGAUGGGAAGGCACAAGUCCAUCAUUUUGAGGGAGAAGAUCCAUUUGGAAGUGACCCUUUUGCAACUUCAGAGCCCCUCCCCGUUGUAAUGGAGGAACCGUCCUCAAAAGGAGAAGUUGUUUCUGUGAGAAAGAAACCCAAGAGAGCGUUGUUGCCCCCCUCUGAGUCUCAGUUUGUCAGUCCUCAGAUUAGCAAUGGCGAUGGCCUUUCCUCCACUUUAUCCAGGCCUCAUCCAGUGAAGCCUGUAAUGCACCCUAUUGAAAGUCAGCAUCACACCAGCACUUCGGCACUGAAAGACAUGCAUGUUCAGAACGGCACAGCUGGAAAGGUUAAGGUGGCGGGCAUGGCUGACAGCGGACCAUUCACUCAGCUGACCCAUGAAGAGUUGAUCACACUGGUGGUGCGGCAGCAAGCGGAUCUGUCCAAGAAAGACUGCAAAAUCGGCGAGCUUGAGGCGUACAUAGACAACCUGUUAGUGCGUGUCAUAGAGGAGAAGCCCGCCAUCCUGCAGGCCAUGAGCACUACCGAGCCAGUGUGAGGUAACGGCUAAGAGAAGACGAGCCCAGUACGCGUAAUGGCCCACUAAUGUUUUUCUUGACUGUGUGUGUGUACUGAGACACAUCCUAAUUGAGGUUUAAUAUCAUAUGCACUUUGUGGAGUAAUAUUCAGGUUCCUUUAAGAAUGCUGGAAAUUGUCUCUGGUUGAUAAACGAGCAAUUAAAUGUGUAUAUAAAUCAAUGGAUUUGUUUGGACACAGGUACUGGCGUGUGCUUUAAAAACGCUUUAAAUUGUUUUAUUUGAAAUCUUCGUGAUGUAUUUACAAUACUUGAGACGUGGGUUGUGCGUUAUUUCAUCUUUCUUUUUUUUCCCCACUGUACCCAAACUGUAUAUGUGGCUCAAUCAUUCCAAAUGUAUUCCCCAUAAUGUACAUACAUUUUAUGAGAGUAUUUUCCAAAAAUAUAAUUUAUAAAUUAAUACCUCAUCAACCGAUGAUCACUGAUUUUCCCUCCACUGAGCUGUUUUAUUUUUCUCUUAUCUGCUGCUUUGCCGUAUCUUUGCGAGAUGCUGUGCCUUUUUUCUUUUUUUUUUUUUUUUUUUUUUUUUUUUUUAGAUCAAGAAAACCAGCAUUAAGCAAGCGCCUAAUGCCACCUGUAUACUUGCAAUUACCUGAGUCCUAUGAGCCGAUGCAGUGACGUUUGAGAACGCGAAGAAAUAACACGGAGCCAAACUCCCAUUAAUGAAGGAAGUCUGUGAUAAUCAGAGACUACAAUAAAAGGCUCGCUGUUCUUCAACUAGCCUCGUCUGAAGUGGAAGCCCAUAUGAAUGAUGAGCACACCGUAUUUGCCUUUAUUUUUACCAUAUACCUUUUGCAGAAAUUCUUGCAAUAUUGCUGUUAUGAAUGUAGAGACAUGUUGACGUCUCAUUUGAGGAACUCAUUUUUUGCUACCUCUCUUUCUGUGUGGGCCGAGCACUGAAACAGUAAAGAAUGUCCCCAGAUGCCUCAUGGAUUACAGCUCAAAUAACGCUCCUGACGACAUAUAUGACAGAGGUCAUGAAUUGUGGUUUCAUUUUAAAUAAAGACACUCAGUUUUGUCCAAA
Phyllopteryx taeniolatus (common seadragon) is the source of this 5221-nucleotide messenger RNA. It is a transcript of the gene rab11fip1a, whose product is annotated as RAB11 family interacting protein 1 (class I) a. Lineage: Eukaryota; Metazoa; Chordata; Actinopteri; Syngnathiformes; Syngnathidae. Gene Ontology annotation, molecular function: small GTPase binding. The record is from RefSeq and is a predicted model, not a curated record. Bases 328 to 4161 code for a protein of 1277 amino acids. Gene Ontology annotation, cellular component: intracellular membrane-bounded organelle. The transcript has 6 exons. Gene Ontology annotation, biological process: regulated exocytosis.